AGUGGUGGGUGAGAUGGUCUCAUGAUUAGCUUUCUUAAAUUAAUGUUGGUUAAGAAAAACUUAAAAGUUUCGUGCGAUGUAGUAGUAGCUGGGGGUUGUGGUGGCUACUACUACCACUUGUCUCUAUCCACUGACCACUGAUGACACUUGAUUAUUGAUCGGUACAAAACAACACUAGUCAUUAAUGUUUACAGUGAUAGGGUCCAUCCAGCAAACACAGUCGUCGUAUCACACUCUCAAACCACUAACAUAACCACCAAACCGGGCUAUUUGUACCCAACUGUCAAAGAUAUAUAAUUUCAACUAUCUAUAUUGAAUAUUGGUAUAUAAUAGCCAAAAAAAGAAAAGAAAAGAAAAGAAAAGAAAAGAUGGAUGAGCCUUUGCUUGAGAGGACAGCAUCGGAAAUCGUGAAUGGUAAUAUCAAUAACCACGUGUCGGCGGAGGAGGGUAUAAUAAAUGAAGACUAUUCACCGGCGAGGGGAUUUAAAGAGUUGAAAACAGUGUUUUGGUUGGAGAGUUUGAAGUUAUGGAGAAUCGCUGGUCCGGCAGUAGUAACCAUUAUGUGUCAGUAUGGUACAAACUCGGCCACCAGCAUCUUUGUUGGACAUCUCGGCGAUAUUCAACUCUCUGCCAUUUCUAUUUCUCUUGGCGUCGUUGGUACCUUCUCUUUCGGCUUCAUGCUUGGUAUGGGGAGUGCACUGGAGACCCUAUGUGGACAAGCAUUUGGGGCUGGACAAGUUCAUAUGCUUGGGAUUUACAUGCAACGAUCAUGGAUAAUAUUAUUUAGUUUUUGCAUUUUACUCACUCCAAUCUACAUUUUUGCCGGACCAAUUCUCAAACUGCUCGGCCAAAACGAUGAAAUAGCAGAUUUGGCUGGACAGUUCUCCAUUCAAAUCAUUCCUCAGUUGUUCUCUCUGGCCUUCAAUUUCCCAGCACAGAAAUUCCUUCAAUCCCAGUCCAAGUUCGACGUCCUCGCAUGGAUUUCAUUUCUGGCCUUAAUCGCUCACAUUGGCCUCCUCUGGCUCUUCAUUUACGUCCUUUCAUUGGGAACAAUGGGUGCAGCCAUAGCUUUUAAUAUCACUAGAUGGGGCCUUUGCUUGGCUCAAAUUGUGUAUAUUAUGCGUUGGUGUAAUGAGGGUUGGACUGGGUUUUCCUGGUUGGCCUUUAAGGAUCUAUGGGCCUUUCUUAAGCUUUCCUUUGCCUCUGCUUUAAUGCUUUGCUUAGAGAUUUGGUACAUAAUGAGCAUUUACCUUCUUACUGGAAGUUUAGACAAUGCAGUUAUUGCUGUUGGCUCACUCUCUAUUUGCCUCAAUCUUAACGGGUGGGAAGGAAUUUUAUUCGUUGGAGUAAACGCUGCAAUAAGUGUACGUGUCUCCAAUGAGCUUGGUAGGAAACGUCCAAGAGCAGCCAAAUACUCAGUAUACGUGACCUUGUUUCAAGCUUUACUAAUAGGACUCUUCUUCAUGAUCGUUGUCUUGGUAGCCAGACAAUACCUGGCUUUAAUUUACACAAACGACGCCGCUUUGAGGAAAUCAGUCUCCCAUCUUGCUUACCUCCUCGGCUUCACAAUGCUUCUCAACAGUGUCCAGCAAGUAAUUUCAGGAGUGGCCAUUGGAGGUGGAUGGCAAUCCACAGUAGCCUAUGUAAACUUGGGUAGUUACUACAUUUUUGGCCUGCCUCUUGGAUAUGUUCUGGGUCACUAUGCAGGGUUUGGAGUUAUGGGACUUUGGGGUGGAAUGAUAAUCGGAAUUGCACUACAGACCUUAAUUCUGUCAAUCAUACUAUACAGGACCAACUGGACAAAGGAGGUGGAACAAUCGACUGAACGCGUGAGAGAGUGGGGAGGUGAAGACACAAACAAUAAGGCUACUCAAGAUCAAAUAUGAUUUAUUUCUUAGUUUUUUACAUUUAACUUUUAACUUUUUUUUUCUUCCCUAAAUUGAAUUAGUGAUCACAUUUUCGUUCAAAUUGUAAUCUGAAUGAUUUUUUCCUUUAAUAAGUAAUUUUGGCCAUUGAACUUA
Cannabis sativa is the source of this 2021-nucleotide messenger RNA. Its product is annotated as protein DETOXIFICATION 35-like. Gene Ontology annotation, cellular component: membrane. Gene Ontology annotation, biological process: xenobiotic detoxification by transmembrane export across the plasma membrane. The transcript has 7 exons. Gene Ontology annotation, molecular function: antiporter activity; xenobiotic transmembrane transporter activity. The record is from RefSeq and is a predicted model, not a curated record. Lineage: Eukaryota; Viridiplantae; Streptophyta; Magnoliopsida; Rosales; Cannabaceae. Bases 369 to 1886 code for a protein of 505 amino acids.